Molecule: messenger RNA, 1995 nt
Organism: Chiroxiphia lanceolata (lance-tailed manakin)
Lineage: Eukaryota; Metazoa; Chordata; Aves; Passeriformes; Pipridae
Gene: AREG
Product: amphiregulin
Exons: 6
Coding region: 13-750 (245 amino acids)
Biological process (GO): positive regulation of mitotic nuclear division; epidermal growth factor receptor signaling pathway; positive regulation of cell population proliferation
Source: RefSeq, a predicted model, not a curated record
GGGCGGCUUUUCAUGGAGCGCUGCGCGCCGCCGGCACCUGUCGCGAUAUUCCUUCCCCUUCCCUCUCUGCCUCCGUCGCCGCCCUUCACGGGACCGACGAUGCGCGCUGUGGCGCUGAUCGCCGCGCUGGCCGUGCUGGCAGCGAGCCGUCCGGCCGCCGGGUCCUCGCCCAACGCCACGGAGCCGCAGCGGCACGGGGAACGGGAGCCCGAGAGCCGUGGGGGCGAGCCCGUGCCGGGUCCUGACUACGAGGAGGAUGAGGAGGAGUACGAGGAGGCGCCGCCCGUCCACCAGUACAUCGUGGACGACUUGAUCCGAGUUGAACCUGUGGUUAAACCCAAGCCUACAAAGAGGGGGGGUGAGAAGAGUGCUGGCAAAUCCAGAAGGAAGAAAAACAGAGGCAAAAACAAGAAGAAAGGGACUCCCUGUGAAAUGGAAUACAAAAACUUUUGCAUCCACGGAGAAUGCAUAUACCUAGAACAUCUCCAGAUGGUGACCUGCAAGUGUCAUCAGGAUUUUUUUGGUGAGCGCUGUGGUGAACAGUUCAUGAAGACUCAAAGGAAGAAUGAUGUGGCAGACUACUCCAAGACUGUAUUGGUAGUGGUAGCUGUCCUGCUCUCAAGCAUCAGCUUCAUUACUGUACUUAUCAUUGUGAUAGUGCAGGUCAGGAAAAAGUGUCCUCAGUAUGAAGAGAAAGAAGAAAGGAAAAAACUCCGACAAGAAAACAGAAAUGGCCAUGUUGGGGUGUAAAUGGGGAGAAAGCAGAACAAUUCUGAAGUGGCCAUUGCCAACCUGCAGGGUACCUCUGGCUACCUGACACAUCCACCUGGACACUGUGGGCUGGAGCUGUUGCCACUAAGCCCUGAUUCAUCAAGACAGAGGCUGCUCCAAGGAGAUGCCAACAGGCCACUUGCUGCUGAAUCGCUUGCUGGGGAGGACAGUUACUGCUGCAUCUUGGCACAGCCACGUGGAAGGAGCUGGCACUGUGGGGGACAGACCUGCUGUCAAGACCUGCAAGAGACUACUGCUACUGAGCCCUCCCUAUCCCUGCUGGAGCUCCAGUCUCUGCUGUGGUGUGGAUGGACUUUGCUCUCUUAGCAAGUCUCCUUUGGCAGCUCUAGCUCUAAGGGAGAGAGCCUGUUGACGCUUUCAGGAGUGGAUGGAGGGGAGAAAAAUUUUUUCUACCAAAGUGAAAAAGGGAAGAGGUUGGGAUGGCUUCUCUCCCUAGACCUCAGUGGAUAAAAACCCAAUUCUUUUGUCACUGUGCUCCCUGUCAAUACUGGCUUCCAAGAGCUUCAUCUCUAGUUGUGACUUGUAGGGCGUUGGUGACAGAUCUUUAUCAGCCUCAUCUGGGUUCUGUUACUGUGUGUGUGGAAGUAAUCCCUCAGAGUUCUGUAGGACUCGUGGUGUGAGUGGAGCUAUCCGUUUGUGUGUGUGCUAGCCUGGGGUAAAAUCAGUCUCCUCAGGAUGCUGAGACAGUAAAUGCAAGACCUGAAGUUUGUAUCUGAAGGAAAAGAUCCGUGCUCAAACCAGCUGAUAAGCUUGGACCCAUGUGUUCUAAACACAAAGGUACUUCAGUUACCCAGAUACUUGUUGCUGCUUUAAGCAGUGCUUAAAGUAUAAAAUGCUUCACAUCAGAUCCCAUCAGUUAAACUUGACCAAGAACCUGUUCCUUUGAAGAAUUAAAUUCAGGCACUGGCACUCUGCAAGCAAUAGUCUCUUGUGCUUUACCUUCUGGUGUGAAGAAAUCUUACCUCAAUCUUUUCUGACCCAAGUGUCCUUGGUUUCUUAACUGUCCAUGCAGUCUUGAGCACAGAGUAUUAUUUGAGUUCAGUUUCUUCUUGGAAGAGUGAUUGUGUUCUGUAUAAACAGAGCAGAAUUCUUCUGCACCAUUAAUUGUCAAGUCAUAUCUGUAAAUGUGUAAAUAUUUAUUACUGUAUUUAAUAUUUAAUGUUUCCAUAACAAACUUAUUUAUUUUAUAAUUAAACUUUUUAC